This is a messenger RNA of Pocillopora damicornis (cauliflower coral), 1226 nucleotides long. RefSeq lists its product as uncharacterized. NCBI's taxonomy places the organism in Eukaryota, Metazoa, Cnidaria, Anthozoa, Scleractinia, Pocilloporidae. The record is from RefSeq and is a predicted model, not a curated record.
AUGAUCAACACUACGAAGAACACUGCUGCUGAGGAAGCGGCUAUUAUUACUACUGUGGGGAAUGAACUGCUGUUGUCAUCUGUGAUUACCAUGGUUGAUGGAGAGAGGCUCUGUUCGUGUUAUAGCUUUAAUAACAAGUCAAUUGGUUACGCGUGGCCACAAGCAAAUGGUAACUGUAAAUACCACAAAGAACACCUUGUAGAGAUGGAAACAGAGCAGGAAUGGGAAUUUAUCAAAAACGCGAUUCAAAACCGAGAAGGCAGUAAAAAUGGAGAAUGGUUUAUUGGUUUGGAGAUAAAUAUAACAACAAGAAAUUGGUCUUGGGUCAACGGCAAACCUCUGACUAUUGACAAAUGGGAGAAGUCAAAUCCUGACCCAAAUGACUUUUACGGGCUGAUUCACGAGGAAUUUCCACCUGGAUUUAAAGGAUCUUUUAGCACCAUUAAUGGAUACGUACAAAGAGGAUGGAUUUGUGAGAAAGAAUCAGACAAUUGUCAGGGAGUCUGUUUCCUCCAUCCUGUUCCAAGAAGUACAAAUCCUCCUGGAACCACAACUGUAACAAAAAUUGUUACAACAAAAGGGAAGACGUCAACCGAACGGGAUAUCGCUGCUGUAUCAGGAUCUUCAACAACCGUGUUCAUACCAACCACGGUAAUCACAGAUGACAACAGCAGUUCUGAUAAAGUAAUGAUCAUUGCCGCUUCCUCGGGAGCAGUGCUCUUCGUAGCGUUGAUUAUUCUCAUCAUGGUCAUUUUAUUAAGACGAAAGAAACGUCAGGGAAAAGAUACAGAGAGCGUACUGCCUAAAGAGUCUUCGCCGAAUAUGUCAGCGCCAAAGAACAGCGAGAACGACCAAUUAGGAGAAAGCCAAUAUGAAUCUGUGAAGCAAGUUGAAGCCGCAAAGCUUCUUGGGUCACCGAACAGCAAGAAUAAUACUAGGCUUCAACCACCACCAGAAAAUUGUGAAUAUGCUGUUGUCAACAAGGCAAACAAGAAGCGAAAGGAGGGAGACCUUGUGUACGCCCAACUCGCCGAAUUUGACCAUGAAACUGAUGCCACCAAACCACCAAAACCACCCAGCUAUGAGCCUACGGUAUACGCUGAUGUUGAAGUACCAGACUCCUUACAGCCAACGUAUGCAAAUCUUGAAACGACUGGUGUCUGAAUGAAAUAAAUGUACGUAAUUUACCAGCCGAGAGGUCUGUACUAAUAAAAAGCUGUGCUCAA